UAGGUAUGCGAAGACGGUGUUGGUUCACAGGAGCAAUGGUGUGCGCUUUGUUUGCUCAAGCUAUGUCUUCUCUUCUAUUCGAGAAUAAACAUAAGAGGCUGUUGUCUUCGAUGAACGAGGAAGACGAGGGAUUAGCUAACUCAUACCCCACAUCAGUUUCUUAUUCAGUGUUUCUGAGUGCUCUCAGUGGUUUACAAAGAACUACUCAAAGGAAGAGGACGGCAAUGGGAAUGGAUCUGACUGACUACUUAUGGAGUAAAGCCCAUGAAAAAAAUCGCGCUCUGGUGCUUCAAAGAAUGUUGAAGAACGGGAAAAGAUGAAUGUCUCUGAAUCUAGUAGAUGGUUUAAAGAGGAAGAAUUGGAUUUCAUCAUAGGAUUGAAUAAUAAAAAAAGAAGAAAAAUUAUGCUUUAAAACUUUAUGGAAAAUGCUUAUUCAGUUUUAUUAUGGACUAUAGAUUUUGUAGAUCCUAUUCAUUCUUACUUUAACGUUAUUCAAAAAAGCAGAUAAAUGUAUUUAAAAGGGCUGGCUUCGUGAAAUUACUUGUAAAAGUUGCACUGCUUUAUUUAAAAAUUAUUCCUAAUUACGUGUAUUAUUAUUGAUUUAAUUAGUAAUUAAUA
Messenger RNA from Parasteatoda tepidariorum (common house spider), 618 nucleotides. NCBI's taxonomy places the organism in Eukaryota, Metazoa, Arthropoda, Arachnida, Araneae, Theridiidae. The record is from RefSeq and is a predicted model, not a curated record.